Molecule: messenger RNA, 538 nt
Organism: Plasmodium gonderi
Lineage: Eukaryota; Apicomplexa; Aconoidasida; Haemosporida; Plasmodiidae
Product: variable surface protein
Exons: 2
Source: RefSeq, a predicted model, not a curated record
AUGGGGGUAUGUAACGAUGAGUCUACAUACUUAUUAUUCCAAAGAUGUGAAAAAAUUAUAGAUGAUGUAAAUCAAGGAAAAGCAUUGAUUACUUACCAAGAUAAGUGUAAUAAUAUUGUUUCUCAAUAUUCAGAUAUUUUUAACUCCAAUAUUAAAGAUAUAUGCUGUCAAUCCUUGGCAUAUUUAAAUAAAGUAUAUAAUGAAGUAAAAGAUGCUUCAUUAGACACAGCAGGUUUUAAAUACUUGUAUUAUUGGCUAUAUAAGUACAAGCUAAAAUGGGGGAAAAAAAGCUCAGAUAUUAAAAACUUUUAUGAUGAAUUAAUAAAUAUAUAUAAAAUAAAUGUUAUGAGUUACACAGUUGAAAAGGAUUAUCAAAGUGUUACUGUUGAUGAAUUUGAAAAUCUCAAAAGUUCAUAUGAUAUGCAUAACAGUUUUAUUUUCAUAAAAGAAAAAUGUAAACCUAAUGAAAAUGAGAAUUAUUGCACUAAAAUAAAAGAGAUUAUGGAUAAAUAUAAAGAACAAAAUAUAAUCGAGCAUG